This is a messenger RNA of Sclerotinia sclerotiorum 1980 UF-70, 237 nucleotides long. RefSeq lists its product as hypothetical. The coding region runs from base 1 to 237 and encodes 78 amino acids. The record is from RefSeq and is a predicted model, not a curated record. Lineage: Eukaryota; Fungi; Ascomycota; Leotiomycetes; Helotiales; Sclerotiniaceae. The transcript has a single exon.
AUGGCGGCAGCAGCUAAAACUCACCCCCAAAAUCUCCCGCUUCUCAUCACUCCUGAAACAUUCCAAGACUGUGCCUACAAAGCUACCAGUGCCAACACAGGUUUAGGACUGGAAGUGACCAGCCAUUUCGCUCGCCUUGGGGCUGAAACCAUCAUUAUGGCGGUACGCAAUCUCGCUUCCGCCUACUGUGCUCUAGCUGAUAUUGAAUCAUCCACUGGAAUCUAUGGUGUGGCUUAA